GCUGGCCAGGAUGGCGCAGUGGAACCAGCUACAGCAGCUCGACACACGGUACCUGGAGCAGCUCCACCAGCUCUACAGCGACAGCUUCCCCAUGGAGCUCCGGCAGUUCCUGGCCCCGUGGAUUGAAAGCCAGGACUGGGCAUACGCUGCCAGCAAGGAGUCUCACGCCACGCUGGUGUUCCACAACCUGCUGGGGGAGAUCGACCAGCAGUACAGCCGCUUCCUGCAGGAGUCCAACGUCCUCUACCAGCACAACCUGCGCCGCAUCAAGCAGUUCCUGCAGAGCAGAUACUUGGAGAAGCCAAUGGAAAUAGCUCGCAUCGUGGCUCGCUGCCUCUGGGAAGAGUCCCGGCUCCUCCAGACCGCUGCCACCGCAGCCCAGCAAGGGGGACAGGCAACACAUCCAACAGCAGCUGUGGUGACAGAGAAGCAGCAGAUGCUGGAGCAGCACCUGCAGGAUGUCAGGAAGAGGGUGCAGGAUCUGGAGCAGAAGAUGAAAGUGGUAGAGAAUCUCCAAGAUGACUUUGAUUUUAACUACAAGACUUUGAAAAGCCAAGGAGACAUGCAGGACCUGAACGGGAACAACCAGUCAGUGACCCGGCAGAAGAUGCAGCAGCUGGAGCAAAUGCUGACAGCUCUGGACCAGAUGCGCAGGGGCAUAGUGAGCGAGCUGGCUGGGCUGCUGUCAGCCAUGGAGUAUGUGCAGAAGAUGCUGGCAGAUGAGGAACUGGCAGACUGGAAGAGGCGGCAGCAGAUUGCCUGCAUUGGUGGCCCACCCAAUAUCUGCCUGGACCGGCUUGAGAACUGGAUAACCUCCCUCGCUGAAUCACAGCUACAGACCCGGCAGCAGAUCAAGAAGUUGGAAGAACUGCAGCAAAAAGUAUCCUAUAAGGGUGACCCAAUCGUGCAGCACCGACCCAUGCUGGAGGAGCGGAUUGUGGAGCUGUUCAGGAACCUGAUGAAAAGUGCUUUUGUUGUGGAGAGGCAGCCCUGCAUGCCCAUGCACCCCGACCGGCCCCUUGUCAUCAAGACAGGUGUGCAGUUCACCACCAAAGUCAGAUUGUUGGUCAAGUUUCCAGAGCUGAACUAUCAGCUGAAAAUCAAAGUCUGCAUUGACAAGGACUCUGGGGAUGUUGCAGCACUUCGGGGGUCCCGGAAGUUUAACAUCCUGGGGACCAACACCAAGGUCAUGAACAUGGAGGAGUCAAACAACGGCAGCCUCUCAGCAGAGUUCAAACACCUGACCCUGCGGGAGCAGCGGUGUGGGAAUGGAGGCCGAGCCAACUGUGAUGCCUCGCUGAUAGUCACCGAGGAGCUGCACCUCAUCACUUUUGAGACAGAGGUGUAUCACCAGGGGCUGAAGAUCGACCUGGAGACCCACUCGCUGCCUGUGGUGGUUAUCUCCAACAUCUGUCAGAUGCCCAAUGCCUGGGCAUCCAUCCUGUGGUACAACAUGCUGACCAACAACCCCAAGAACGUGAACUUCUUCACCAAGCCACCCAUUGGGACCUGGGACCAGGUGGCAGAGGUGCUGAGCUGGCAGUUCUCCUCCACCACGAAGCGUGGGCUCAGCAUCGAGCAGCUGACCACACUGGCAGAAAAACUGCUGGGACCAGGUGUGAAUUACUCUGGCUGUCAGAUCACCUGGGCCAAGUUUUGCAAGGAGAACAUGGCUGGCAAAGGCUUCUCUUUCUGGGUCUGGCUGGACAACAUCAUUGACUUGGUGAAGAAGUACAUCCUGGCUCUGUGGAAUGAAGGGUAUAUCAUGGGCUUCAUCAGCAAGGAGCGGGAGCGAGCCAUCCUGAGCACCAAGCCCCCAGGGACCUUUCUUCUGCGCUUCAGUGAGAGCAGCAAGGAAGGAGGCAUCACCUUCACGUGGGUGGAGAAGGACAUCAGUGGGAAGACACAGAUCCAGUCGGUGGAGCCUUACACCAAGCAGCAGCUGAACAACAUGUCGUUUGCGGAGAUCAUCAUGGGCUACAAAAUCAUGGAUGCCACCAACAUCCUGGUGUCCCCACUGGUGUACCUGUACCCAGACAUCCCCAAGGAGGAGGCGUUUGGAAAGUACUGCCGCUCUGAGAGCCAGGAACACUCGGAAGCGACGGACUCAGGUAGUGCUGCUCCGUACCUGAAGACCAAGUUCAUCUGCGUCACCCCCACCUCCUUCAGCAACACCAUCGACCUGCCCAUGUCCCCGCGCACCCUGGACUCACUCAUGCAGUUCGGCAACAGCAGCGAGGGCGCAGAGAGCAACGCGGGUGGGCAGUUCGAGUCGCUGACCUUCGACAUGGAGCUGACCCCAGAGUGUGCGUCCUCGCCCAUGUGAGGGGCUGCGCCGGCGCGCGGGGCCCUCCCUGGGCUCAGCCUUCCCACCUCCAGAGCGCUCCCCCGGAUUUGUCCCACUCGGCUGCAGCUGCUCCAGGCCUGCCCUCGGCCACAGCUGGGGGCCAGGGUCCCUGAGUGGGUUCAGGUCCUCACCUGACCCAGCAGCGCAGCCCCUCUCUGGGGUGGUGCCUCUCACCUCUGGGGGAGGGGGAUGAAUCUUUUUCUAUUUCCUUCCAUAACAGUUUUCUAUUAUUUUUUCUCAUUCAAGUGCCUAUUUGCCUCCGAUUGCAGCCACAGCUCCCACAAACUCUUCCACAGCCCCAGUCCUGCUGCUGGAAGCUGCUGCCCUGACUGCCCGCACCCAAACCCACAAGACCCUACAAGUCUGGAAUUGCAGAGGGGAUUGGCCAUGUGGCAGGGUCUGCCCUGCUGCUCCCAGCACCUCCUAGAGCUUGCAGGGUGCUGGGCUGAGUCCCCUCUCUGCACCCACCUGGUUUUAGAGACCUCUGGCCAGGAUGACCAGUACAGGGCUUGGAGCUGCAGGUGGAUGUAUCCAGGUUCUCCCACCCUUGACUCAGGAGGCACUGCCCCUGCUGGACUCAGCCUGGGGUUUGCUGGGAGCCCAGAGGUUCAGGAGCUGUUUGUGCUUGUCCCCAGAUUCCUGCUUUAGAGUGGUCUGGCCAAUGCUGGCAGCCCGGGCUCAUUUUGGGAUGGCUGGUAUCCCUGGGGUAGGGCAGUGCUGCUACCCAGGAAUGGCACCUGUGUGUGAGCAGCAUUUGCAGCUGUGGCCCAUUCUGGGAGCUGGAUGAAGCCACAGGGGCUGUCCUGCUUCCCUGUGGCCAGGCUGGUGCUGGGAGCUCGGUCUUGCUUCCAGCACUGUGCCAAGUUAGACCUCUUGGACCCUGGGGAAUUGGGGGAACCAGCAUGGCUGACAGUGGGGCACCUGGCCUGUCCCCUUCUUUCUGGGUUAUGAGGGGCCAGGCAUGGGGUCCUGCAGCUUCUUGGGGGCUUCAUGUGGCAUUUGUAUUGGAGGUUGGCCCUCACAGUUAAGGUGGGAAGAGGCAAGAGUUGAAGGGAGCAGGUGGAUGUGAGGAGAAUAACAUAUUGUGGGGCAGUGCAAGACAGUGACAGGGGUGUUGUGAAGAGCAGGUCUCCUGACUUUUGGGGGGUUGGUGGUUGUGGUCCUGCAUUUAACAAAACUGGGGGAGCCCUCCUGCCCUUUCCAUGCAAUGGGCAAACAGACACGGAUGAGCAGUGGAGGGGUGGGGGAGGCAGUGGCAGAGCUGCUCCCUCCGAGUUGCAUCACAGCUGGUGGGCAAGGAGCAGGAGGGCAGGGGGGAGGAUCCCCAUGGCUGUGGGGUCUGAGCAAGCCCCUCCAAGCUGUGAGGAGCAGGAUGGGGGGUCCGUGGCUGGCCCUGGGGAUGCUCAGGGGCGAUGAGGGCCCUUUGCCCCUCUGCUCGCUCGCCAUAGCUGCCUCCAGCCACAGUCCCUGGCAGCAUUCAAUACUGUAAAAAAUUUUAUUUUUUGUAUAUUUUAUUGCUGUAUCUACAGGCUUUAACUUUCUCCGAAAUAAAGGCCCUGAAGCGA
Messenger RNA from Lonchura striata (white-rumped munia), 3912 nucleotides. Lineage: Eukaryota; Metazoa; Chordata; Aves; Passeriformes; Estrildidae. The record is from RefSeq and is a predicted model, not a curated record.